Molecule: messenger RNA, 384 nt
Organism: Prunus armeniaca (apricot)
Lineage: Eukaryota; Viridiplantae; Streptophyta; Magnoliopsida; Rosales; Rosaceae
Source: the annotation of a GenBank genome assembly
AUGGAGUGUGAUCCAAGUCAGUGUACUCCGAACGUCUACCUGGCGGUCAUUUGCUUUGACAACCUGAAUUGCUUUUUCCAGUUAGGCUUGACCUUGCAUGAGUUUUUCUACUUCUUCGAGGUGAAACACUGCAAGAAGUAUGCCAAACUUCGUGCGAACAAGGAGAAGCUCACAACCUGUUAUCUACUUGCAAAGAAGCCUACCCUAGACCUUGUUUGUCUGUUGAGAAAUAGAGGGUUGCUGACUUUCUUCACAGGAGUUCAAGUCGUCUGCAUCAAUCAAGGGAUGAGGAUCGAAUUGGGAAGGCUACUUAUCUGUCUGGAAAGCGCACGCCAUCUGCUGAGUUACGAGAGGUCAACCAUGGAGUUGAUCCAACAUUGUUGA